AAAGCUCCUUUCGCGCGGCAGAGGAAGACGGGCCCAUGUAGCGUCCAUUUGUAAGGGAAGCUGAAGAACUAAAAAUAACAAAAAAAUCAAGUUUAUGUACAAUGAGUGGUAGAAGAGCCCACAAAAGGAAAGUGGAGGAACUACAGGAUGAAGAUCACAGAUCCAGCAGUGUGGCAAGAGAAGACAGAAAUGCCAGUGAUGUCCCAGAGACUCCUACAAUACUAACACUAACAAAGGAUGACUUCAAAAGAUUAGACACUUUGAAGUCAAAUGAAUGUGAGGAAGAUGACACCAGUGAAGUGUCUCAAGAGGAAGUCCAUGAGGAUGGGACUAUUAGCCAGGGCACCAUGUGGAGAGGGGAUGCUGCAGAGACCCAGGACACAACACAGGUAUUCUUAAGAUGCAGAAGAGAGUCAAACAAUGAAAACUUCGACUGUGAGACCCAAACAGUUCACUUCAGACCGUUGAUAGAAGACACUGGAGGGGCUUCCGAGGGUUCCAAGAGAGCUACCCUAGCGACACUUAACCUCAAGACGGUCAAGGGGGAACAGUGCUCAGAGAAGGGGUCUGCUAAUGCGAUAAAGAAGUGUUGCAUUGAAGACUGUGAGUCGAGAUCAGACAGAACAGAAUCCAGUGUUACAUACAUCCCUGUUCCCAGUGAUGAAAACAGUAGAAAACUUUGGACUCAGAUGCUGGACAUAUCACAACACAGCAAGAAGAGUUCCCAGUUAUACAUGUGCAGUUUACAUUUACUCAACCCAACCAAGUUAACAAAAACCAAAGGAAGAACCAGAAAGAAAAAAACGUGUGAUAUGCUUUUGGCUGAGGAAGCCGAGAAAAUCAAGAUGGGCUUAGCCAGCGGAAGACCUAAGAGAACGCCAAAACCAAACAAGAACUAUGACUGGGCAGAGUUAAUUCCAUUCAUCAAGUCAGAACCACAGGAAGAAGAAGAAAUAAGCCUAGAAAGUAGUCCAGGGGCUUCGUUACAACCUUCAGGAGGCCUGGCUGGAAGGAGGAGAAAACAGCUGCUUUCGAGCAUUAAGAAGGAAGACAAAGAAAAUGAGAGACCAGGUGAGGCAGAGGAACUGGAGGAGAUGAAUGUCUGCGAGAGUGAACCGGAAGAUUACGGAGAGAAUGUGAGCCAGCCCAGUCAGCUGAGAUUUCCUCCGCCCAAGCCAAAAGGAAGGCCUCCCAGGAUUAGAGAUAUAUGCACGCAGACAGAUAAUAUGCGCAGUUCAACCACAAGACAGCCUUUGCGGGAAGUGAAAGUUCAGUGUAAUCUAACUGCAGAACCUCUUCCCACCUGUCCCAGCUGUUCAAGUGUUGAUUGGCAAAGAUUGGAGGAGCUUUUAGCUGACUGUUUACCCCAGAUUGAGAGAGAGCUGUGUGACCCUCAGGUAGCAGCAUGUAUCAAGCAGGUGUUGAGUAAUAUAGAAACAUCCACCCAUGCAACAAAUUUCCUACAGGUCCUCUGUGGUGGUGAACGAGAUGAAUUAGAAAAUUCAAAAGGAAUAGUUCUAGUCUCUAGUCAGGAAGACCUUGAAGAAGUGGAAAUAGAAAAUAUGAUUCAUCCUGAAGUUGAAGCUCCAGUGUCCGGGGUAAGAGAGAUCACUCCCAAAGUAUGGAAGAGAAAGCUUUCGUUAGCAAAUGUAAAGAAAGAGGAAAUGGAAGAUUUGGAAGAUGAUGUGGAUGACUUAGGCUUACAAGCAGCCACAGAUUUGGAUGAUGAGGAAUUUACUCCUGGACUUGAGGCUCAGGAGGAGGAUGACAAUGAGGAAAUGGAUGAUGAUGAAGACUGGAACAUCAAGAACGCUGGAGAUUCAGGAAUCAUUCCCGUUCGAAAAAGACAAAAGAGGAUACAGAGCAAAAUAAAGAAAGAACAGCUGGCGAAGGAUGGAGAGGCAGAGGAUAAACUGGGGAGGGCCAGCCAGAGCAGCAUGCAAGGCUCAGAGCUUAGCAAAAGGUCGCCAAGACAGCAGGCAGUGAGGAGGUCACAGUGCGUGAGAAGGGGAGGUUGUUUAAACAGAUGCAAAAGUGUCGGCGAAGAAUGCGUGGCUUGCGAGGGAUGCCAGGAGGAAUGUAGAAUCCACACUAAGGCAGUGCCUCUGCAGGCGUGCUACAAGUGCAGCUCCUGCGACCAGACCUUCAGCCAGAAGAUAAGUCUCAACGUCCACCUCAUGUUUAAACACGGGGCGCCGAGGAGGUACCAGUGUGACAAAUGCGACUACGAGGGGCCGAGACUCUACCACCUGAAGCGACACAUGAAGGUUCACUCGGACGAAAGGCAGUUUGUUUGCCAAGACUGCGGCAAAGGCCUCAAAACCAUUCAAGCGUACAGGAAUCACAGGGUCCUCCACACCAACGUUGGCCGCUUUACUUGCCACGUUUGCAACAAAGCUUUCAACCAGAAGAGUCUUUACGAGGACCACGUGAGGAGUCACCAGGUAGAGAGAAAUUUCGAGUGCACGUACUGCGACGCCACUUUCAAGACAUACAAACACGUAGCGUGUCAUAUCCGUGCCGUGCACCUUAACGACAAGCGAUUUAUCUGCGACGUCUGUGGCGCGCAGCACAUGACCGGAGCCAACCUAAAGACCCACAUGAAAAAACAUAAAGACCUAUCGUCUCUCCCGUAUGCCUAUCACUGCACCAGUUGCGAGGCAGCAUUCCGCGGGGAAGAAGGCCUGGCGGUGCACGUACGAGUAAUGCACAAAGUCAUUCUCUCAUCGGAUAGCGACAUGCCUGAAGUGUCUCUGUCGACCCUCCACCCUACGCGGCGACCAGUCAAGAUCCAGUAUGGACUUUCUUCAAGUAAUAAUGACCCCGAUGACCCGGAAGAAAUCAGUCUGGAGGCGGACGAGUCGACUGUCUUGGUCGAAGGGGAGAAUCUGACGGUGGUGAAAGCGAAGACCUCGGAUAUAAUAUACGAUCAGCUGUGGGCAAGUACAUGUCCAAGUAAAGUCCUCGCUUUCGAUUUGAUGAUGACGAAAGAUGGCGACGGAGCUAUUGGCAUCCAUACCACGAGGAGGGAGUCGGGCGUGGAGGGCGGCGCGUCGGCCGUGUGCUGCCGCUGGUGCCGCAGGGUGUUCUUCUCGCAGCCGCAGCUCGCCGGCCACAAGUGCAAGGGGCGGCCCGUGAAGGAGAGGCGGUUCGCGUGCAACAUCUGCCGCAAGACUUUCUCGCAGAAGAUCAGCCUGCAAUAUCACAAUGUGUAUGUGCACGACGGAGAGCGCAAGGCCGCCUGCCCGCACUGCGAUUACCGCGCCCCGGACAAGGCCAAGCUGUCCGUGCACUUGCGGACGCACUCGGAGGUCCGGCCGUACGUGUGCGACACGUGUGGGGGCUCCUUCAAGUUCCGCUCCACGUACCGGGCCCACGUGGCGCGCCACACGAACUCGGGCCCGUUCGUGUGCGAGUAUUGCAAGAAGGCCUUCAUGAUGGCCUCGGAGCUGCAGGAACAUUCGCGAAUACACGCUGUCGUGCGACCGUUCGCGUGCCAGCUCUGCGGCAUGACCUUCAAGCAGAAAAAGCGCCUGCGGGUUCACCACCGCGCGGUCCACCUUCAAGACAAGCGCUACGUAUGCGACAUAUGCGGCUCAUCCUACAUAAACAACUGGAACCUUCGGGGCCACAUGAAGACGCAUCUCCACGUGGACAACAGCUACACGAACGCGUGCGAGCUGUGCGGCAGCAACUUCCGCGGCAAGGCCGGGCUGGCGGCGCACAUGCGCAUGCGCCACCCCGAGACGCGGGAGCCGCGCCAGAGCUUCCAAGUGCUGGACGUGGGCAUCGAGCCCGAGGCUAUCGAGCACAGCAGCAUGGAGCCCCAGGCGGGGGACGUCGAGCUCAAGAUGAUCGAGGUGUACUCGUGCGGCACCUGCGGGCUCCUGUGCGAGUCGCUGGAGCAGCUGACCUCGCACUCGGCCGACCAGCACGGCGUCUACCACGUCCUCGCCUCCUAGGGACACCGAGGACUUCCGGCGGCGGUGGGCGGGGGACCGGCGGGGGCGCGCCGGAUGUAAUAAGUCCAAAUUGUAAUAAAUCUAUUUCUUCAAAACAUU
Messenger RNA from Penaeus chinensis, 4061 nucleotides. Its product is annotated as zinc finger protein 62 homolog. NCBI's taxonomy places the organism in Eukaryota, Metazoa, Arthropoda, Malacostraca, Decapoda, Penaeidae. Bases 102 to 3962 code for a protein of 1286 amino acids. Gene Ontology annotation, molecular function: RNA polymerase II cis-regulatory region sequence-specific DNA binding; DNA-binding transcription factor activity. The record is from RefSeq and is a predicted model, not a curated record. The transcript has 17 exons. Gene Ontology annotation, biological process: regulation of transcription by RNA polymerase II.